Messenger RNA from Sinocyclocheilus rhinocerous, 1555 nucleotides. RefSeq names its product peptidyl-prolyl cis-trans isomerase D-like. The record is from RefSeq and is a predicted model, not a curated record. Lineage: Eukaryota; Metazoa; Chordata; Actinopteri; Cypriniformes; Cyprinidae. Gene Ontology annotation, molecular function: protein binding. The coding region runs from base 1 to 714 and encodes 237 amino acids. The transcript is spliced from 9 exons.
AUGUCAAACCCAACUCCUGUAGCCAAGCCUGGAAACGCAGACAACCCUCGGGUGCUGAAGGGAAUGGGGGUGGUGAAGAUGCUGGAGGGAAUAGAAACAAAGGACGACAAUCCUGUCAAGCCCUGCAUCAUUGCUGAAUGUGGAGAACAUAAAGCAGGUGAUGACUGCGGCAUCGCACCUAAUGACGGCUCAGGAGACGCAUACCCAGACUUCCCCGAGGACUCUAACAUGGACUUUAAAGAUGCAAACAAAGUCUUGUCUGUGGCAGAGGAUGUGAAAAACAUCGGGAAUAACUUCUUCAAGGCUCAGAACUGGCAGUCAGCCAUCAAGAAAUAUUCAAAAGCUCUCAGGUAUCUAGAGAUUUGCGGCAACACCUUAGAUGAUGAUAGUGCCCAAAAGAAGCUGGAGCCCACAGCCCUGAGCUGCAUUCUCAACACAGCCGCCUGCCGCCUCAAACUGAAACUCUGGCAAGAAGCUAUCGAGAGCUGUGAUGAGGCCCUGGAGCUGAACCAGACAAACACGAAAGCGUUGUUCAGGAGAGCUCAGGCCUGGCAGGGACUCAAAGAAUUCAACAAGGCCAUGAUUGAUCUGAAGAAAGCACAGGAGAUCGCACCAGAUGACAAAGCAAUUGGAAACGAAAUGCUGAAAGUGAAGCAGCAAGUGAAGGAAGAGAAAGAGAAAGAAAAGAAGAUUUACACCAAAAUGUUUGCGUAACGGAAACUGCAGUGACCUCACUCCACACCGACCUACCGGCAUAUGUUUACUUUGCACUUGUGUCUUAGUGUUUAAAUCUAAAGCUGGGUAAAAAGGCUUUGGAGUCUCUAAUUUAGGAUAUAUGUCAUGUGCCGUUUGGAAAGAAAGUCAUAUCGUCUGCUGUGUUAGGAAACAAUUUGUCUGUCAGUGAAGGGACAGUUUCAGUGCAUUUUUAGUGAACUGAUUUAAAGAUGUCUUGUAUUGAUUGCUGUUUAAGAAAGAAUAGACUGACUUUAAAGACUAUAAUGUUUUUUGUUUUAACUGCUGCUCAUUUUAUCAAUCGAUGAUGAAAAAAGCAAAACUUUUUCUUUGUGAAAUGAGAAUUGGUCAUGUCAUUUGCGUGAAAUAAAACAAUGGAUAUUUUCAGGGACUUUUGGGUUUGUAGUUCUAGAAAACAUACCAACAGAUUGGAAUAAUUCAUUUAUUUCUAACUGUUACAGUUACCAAAUUUGACAAUAUAUACAAAACUGUCAGUUUACAGUUAACUGCAUCAUGGUGAGCUAAAACCGUCCACUAGUUGUUAAUCCAACAUGAUCCUUUUUCUUCUUUUAUGACACAUUCCUUAGACGUAAUAUAUAAAAUUCUUUCAAAUGGUACAGUUUUCAUCAAAACUGAAAUUUGCAACACCACUUUACGUAAUUACACUUAAAGCUCAUAUCAGACAGGAUAUGAGGACAUUCUGUUCCUUAGGCACAUCAGAAGGACUCUUUAAGGAAGGAAGCUUUAGCCCUGAAAGUUGAGUAAUGUGAUUUUGAACUUGUGCGAUGUACCCCAAUAAUAAAAACGAUACAUAAUACUGAAA